This is a messenger RNA of Sabethes cyaneus, 2926 nucleotides long. RefSeq names its product sodium-coupled monocarboxylate transporter 1. The transcript is spliced from 5 exons. NCBI's taxonomy places the organism in Eukaryota, Metazoa, Arthropoda, Insecta, Diptera, Culicidae. Gene Ontology annotation, molecular function: symporter activity. Gene Ontology annotation, cellular component: membrane. The record is from RefSeq and is a predicted model, not a curated record. Bases 661 to 2646 code for a protein of 661 amino acids. Gene Ontology annotation, biological process: sodium ion transport; transmembrane transport.
CGUAUGACGAGCGUAAAAAUAAAAAGAAGCACGUGCAUUUUCCGAAGUACUCGGAUAUAAUCGGUACCGGUGACAACAAUAAAAUCGCGAGCAAGCUUUCGGGAAAGUGUGGUUUAAUGGUUGGUUCAGGAAAAAUCGGUUUGAUCGUCACCUUUGGUAGUAUUUUAAAACUAAUGAUCAGUUUUCGACGGCUGCUAGUAGUUACGGGAUGAUCAGACGUAGUGAAGUGUGAAAGUCGUUUAUUAAAGGGCAUUUCAGUUCCUAAUACUAACUGCCAGGAAGGGUGAAAAACUGCGCAGAAAGUUUUCCAACUGAUCGAGCUACUGAAUGAGUCGCGUCAAGUUCCUCUAGGAGAGUACGCUCGUAUGCUCAUUAUUCAGAAGAAUAGUAGCAGGACAAUUACAGACAAUUGAACGUAAUUUUUCUCACCUCCGUCUAAGACAAUCCAGCCGUCGUAGUUGUUUAUUUUUGCCGGCACUUACUUUGCACAUUGCGGGGUAGAAGAUAUUUGUCUGGAACGGAACAGGGUACGCGUCGGUGCAGUGCUGUAAGUUGUUUACCUGUGCCUAUACUGGUGCCUAUACUAUUUUUUCGCGUGUCACCACGAAUCAAUUGCCGUUGAAUACGACCGAUGAUUAGAGGAUUUGAAGAAGAUCAGUGAUGAAUACCUUUAUGUCCCGCGGUUUCACUGACCUGCUGUGGGACUACGCAGUGUUCGCGGUGUUCAUAGUUUUCUCGACGCUGGUACCGCUCUGGGGUCGCUUCUUCGGCAAGAAGGAGAAAACCAAAGCGGACUAUGUGUUCGGCGUCGGCACGAUUUCGAUGGGCGCCAUGAUGCUGUCGAUAGCCCGGGGGACGCUCGGUGUACGGUCGUUUCUCGGCUAUCCGAGCGAACUGUUCUACCGGGGUUCCGCCAUGUGGGAAACACUGUACGGAAUGGUAACGGCCUACCCGAUUGUGUGCUUCGUGUUCAUUCCGGUUUAUUUUAACCUCGGAGUGACAUCGGUGUAUCAGUAUUUAGAUUUACGAUUCAACAGCCGAUUGGUACGAUGUCUAGCAUCAGGAACAUACAUCAUUCGAUCGCUACUGAAUUUGGGCGUAACCGUGUACACACCAACGGUAGCACUGAAUACCGUGAUAGGCAUCCCGUACUGGGCCUCACUACUAGGGAUCUCAGUUAUCAGUAUUAUCUUCAACAUACUAGGAGGACUGAAAGCUGCCAUUACGGCCGAUGUAAUACAGGGAGUUACUAUGAUCCUAAUAUCCAUAGCGAUCAUUAUCCAAUCAAUGGUGACGGUUGGUGGUUUCGGGGAAAUAUUUACAAUCCCAGCGGAACAUGGCCGCCUGAAUUUCUUUAACUUUACUGGCGAUUUUACGAUCCGCGUGGACACGACUUCUGCCUGGCUGGGGCAGCUUUUCAUGUCGCUGAGUAUCUUCGGAUGCCAACAGAACUUUGUGCAGCGAUAUUUAAGCAUGAACACAUUCAAAGAUGUUCGUCGGACGCUGUUGAGCAACAUACCGGUUGUGAUCGCAUUGUUUUCACUUGCUUGGAUUGUCGGAAUGGGUGUCUUCUCUGUCUACGCCAACUGCGAUCCAAUGGCCGCUGGCUACACUAACAAAAUGGACGAAAUUUUACCGUUUUUCGUUGAGGAUAAGUUUUCCUACCUGCCCGGAGUGUUGGGAAUUUUCAUGGCAUCGCUUUUCAACGGUGCUCUGAGCUUAAACGUAUCCAACUUGAACUCGCUGGCAACGGUUACUUGGGAGGAUUUUCUGUCACAAUUACCACGGUUCAAAGGAAUUGGUGACAAGCAACAGUUGAACAUAAUCAAGUUUAUCGGUUCAAUCUAUGGAGUUAUGGUUAUGGGGGUCGGUUUUACUGUUGGUCUGCUCUCUGGCGUAAUUGAGAGCAGCAUGCUGAUGACCUCGGCUACAUCUGGACCACUGCUGGGAGUUUUCCUAUUGGCAAUGUUGGUUCCCGUGGCCAACUGGAAGGGAGCGGCUUGUGGAAUGAUUGUUUCGCAUAUCGUCACCUUAUGGAUUACCUUUGGCAGCUUGACUGUCGAUAAGGAAACCAUUUUGAUGCCAACUUCGAUAGAGGGCUGUACAAAUGAAACUUUCUCAUCCGGCAUUUUGAAACCGACUAAAUCGUGGCUGCUCGCCAACACUCCGCUGGAAAUUGAAUCUGACUUUUCCUACUUGGAUACAGCUCGUGAUGCUGAAUCCUCUGCGUCGCAAGGUUUUCUAGAAUCUCUGUACUCGGUGUCAUAUAUGUACUACAGCUUGAUCGGCACCUUCAUCACUGUUGUUGUCGGAACCAUCGUCAGUUAUUUGACGUCUCACAGAGACGAUGCGUAUGACCACAAACUACUUCACCCGGCAAUUUACCGCUUAAGUUUGAUGCUCCCCGGUAAAGAGCGUCGUUAUGUGAACAAUUCCGACAUUCGGCCGAAGGUAUUGGCAGCCCCCAAGGUACCGGUGUAUAAGCAGGAACAGGACAACCUAGGAUUUGAAAAUACACCCAGUGAUAACAAACCGGAAGUGUUUGUCGUAAAUCUGACCAGCAAUGAGAAAGUUGGCGAAACACAACGCAUUCCCGUGGAGGUAUACCGCAAGCUGGAUGAAAAUCUUAUCGAAGUUAGGACGUGAGGUCGGCUGCGAAAGAUUAUCAUUGGCUGAAAUCGCAGCUCAUUGAGUUUAUCAUUCGCUCGUUAUAAGACCAGUAGAACGUGAAAGACUGUGAUAAGACGUAAGCUAGAUGUUUAUAAGAUGACUUCCAUUACGCAGGAUGCAGCUGUUACAGUUACAGCUAGGGUAGAUAAGUUAUUCCUAGAGUUAUUCUGACAAGCCUGUUUCCCACUAAGUAAAUGUGUCUACUGUUAUGCUUAGAAAAUAGCUAAUAUUAUUUAGUAAUAAAAGGCCAGAUUGU